This is a messenger RNA of Ostertagia ostertagi, 384 nucleotides long. Lineage: Eukaryota; Metazoa; Nematoda; Chromadorea; Rhabditida; Trichostrongylidae. The record is from the annotation of a GenBank genome assembly.
AUGCACACACUGCGAAUCAUGCUUGUGGCAAUGUCUAUAGUAUUCGCUCUUUUGGCAAUGGUCACAGGAACGGCGUGCUUUUUCUAUCCUUUUCUUUUUGUAGUAAUUUUUGAAUUUGUUAAAUCAUUGGCAUUGUUUGCCUUUCUAACAUUGAAGCUCAGUUGGCCUAGCAAAUAUAGAGCAUUGGUUAAAGAAAAGAAUGACAGUUGGGUUAUGUUAGGGCUGGAAUCGCUACAGGAUUAUGCCAAAAGUACUAGGGAAGACGAUGAACUUGUAUAUCUGUGGUGCUGCUUCUGUUGCUUUUAUUUUGCUUUGUUGACGGUUACUCUUAUCAAAAAUAUUACGGAAUAUCAGAUGGAUGAGAUAUUUUGCGUUGCUGCAAAG